Molecule: messenger RNA, 1776 nt
Organism: Trypanosoma cruzi
Lineage: Eukaryota; Euglenozoa; Kinetoplastea; Trypanosomatida; Trypanosomatidae
Exons: 1
Coding region: 1-1776 (591 amino acids)
Source: RefSeq, a predicted model, not a curated record
AUGGACGCAACAUCUUUGCCGCCAACAUGCGGUGAGGUGAUGGAUAUACCAGGCAUUCCCUCAGUCGGAUGUGUGGCUGUCCUGCAGUACGAGAUGGGAACCGCCGCUGGCUUUUCUUGCUGUGUUGUGGCCUCGAGAGAAGAGGUUUACAUAUUAGGGCCGGAAUUACUCGUGCGUGAUGGCUCACUCAUCUCCGUACGAAUAUGGCGGCCUCAUGUGGAAAAGAAACUCACUCGAGUGAUGUCGCUUGUAGCAUUUCUUUUGCAUCCGGCAGCUGAUGAGGUGUCUAAUGUUUUUCAAAAGCACAAGGUCGAGGCAGAAAUGGAUGAGGUUUGUGCCGUGGUGGCAUGGGAAGACGAUGAUGGACAGCAGCAGCAGCACAUCACAACCCUCUUCUUCUCAUUGUUGCAAGCACUGUCCACCCCUCAGAAUGUCUCCGUCAAGUCGUUUGAGACUUCAUUUUUUUAUGAACGCAACCAACAACGCGUUUUGCGUCUUUUUUAUAGUCCUUCCUUUUCUAGCGAGUUCCGUAAAGGCAAGCAUGUUGUCCUCUGUAGCGGUUAUGAUGAAACUGUGAGGAAACACGCUUGUCUUACGCCUAGUGAAGAGCGCAACCGUCAUAUUCUUACACCAGGGGAUCCGCGUGGUGUUUUAUCAGGUAUUUUUUCAUUUGUGUUGUGCAAUUCUGUGGUGGAGAACGAUGUCUGUAGGUGGGAUGUGACGUGGACUACCCACGCUCCUGCGUGGGUUGCAUCCUGGAUAUUGCAUUCUCCUUUUGAUGGUGUUGUGUGUUCUCUUGCAGUUCAGAAGGAGGAAGCGUCUUCUGUUGUGGCGGCAAUUGGAAAGACGAAUGGCCAACUGAUUCUUUUUCACGCUGACGGCACUCAUGUUUCCCAUCGCUUUGGUGGCCCCAUUGCGGAUCUUGCAUUUGUGAGCACUCGGUGUAUCAGAGGCGAUGAGAGGUAUCGUGUUUGUGCGGUCACGGAGCUCAUAGGGCAGCAGAAGGAGAAUGCAUUCUCUAGCUUGAACAGAAUGCCCGAGUUGGAAGUGGCAGAUGAUGGGCGGAGAAGCCUUGUUCUUCUUGACAGUUUGGGCCGUGUUAUUGUCUUCCGGGACGUAACGGAGGGAAUGGCGUCGGCACAAAUUGUUUCAGAUAUUCAACAGUUUAUCACUCUUGCGGAGAAUCGAGCCUCCCACCCGAGCAGCGGCUCCGCUGCGGGAGAAUCUGCAGCUGGGCGACCAGUUACCGUCAGUUCAAAGAGAUUUUUUGAUAUUUCGUCACUUCGUCAGUUUUUUUACCGCGGGAAAACGAAGAGGAUUCAAAAGGAUAGACAGGACGACAAGGUGGACCCCAUAUCCACACAAGAAAGUGAUGCCAUUAGGCAACCAGAGCAAGAGAACGGAAUGUUCGCUGGUCAUAUUUUGAGCCGCGGCCUUCUCAGCCUUGCGUCGCUGCCAGGACCACGAGGCUGCACCGAGCUCGUGGUGAGUACCAUGGGCCAGUCCAUUGUCUCCAUUCCAUUUGAUAAGAACGAAGGUGUUUUUUCAAUUGCGGGAUUUAUUGAAGCAUCGGAGGCGAUGUUUUUUAUCGACUUUGUUGACUUUUUUAACACGGGGGUGACGGAGCUGGUGAUGGCAGGGAUGCAUCACGUGUUAGUUGCAAGGCGAUCGCGUUGCCAACAGAAAAGGAGGGCAGCGCUUCUGUUACGACUGUUAGCGAGGCAAAAGAUGCAGGAUGCUACGUCCGGAGAUGCGUUGCUUGGGGGUAAAGUUUAA